AUGGCGACGGAUUCAGUGAUGUGGGCUUCCUAUGAUAACAACUCGCACGGCUUCGACAAUGUGCUGAAGCUGCGCCGGCAGCGGGAGCGGCUGUGCCGGUUCACGGUGGGGCGGCUGCUGCCGCAGGGCGCCGACUGCGUCUUCCUGAACGGCUCGUCGACGCUGGCGCCGCCCUGGGACCUCGACUACCCGGACUGGCCCGCCGGCGGCGCCGCCGUCGGCCUCGGCGUCGGCGUGGGCGCCGCCAACUUCACCAACGACACCGGCACAGCGGUGGUGCAGACGCCUGCCCCGCUGGGCCCAGUGCUGCCACCCUUCGAGCUGUGGCAGACGGUGCUGAUCGCGCUGUGCCUGGGCGCGUGCAUUGUCCUCACCGUCGGCGGCAACAUCCUCGUGCUGCUCGCCUUCAUCGUAGACCGCACCAUCCGACAGCCGUCCAACUACUUCAUCGCCUCCCUCGCUGCUACGGACAUGCUCAUCGGCACGGUGUCGAUGCCGUUCUACACGGUGUACGUGCUGAUGGGCUACUGGGACCUGGGCCCCAUCCUGUGCGACCUGUGGCUCUCGGUAGACUACACGGUGUGCCUGGUGUCCCAGUACACGGUGCUGCUCAUCACCAUCGACCGCUUCUGCUCGGUGAAGAUCGCGGCCCGGUACCGCAGCUGGCGCACCAAGCAGCGCGUCAUCUGGAUGGUGACCAUCACCUGGAUCAUCCCCGCGCUGCUCUUCUUCAUCUCCAUCUUUGGCUGGGAGCACUUCAUCGGCUACCGCGACCUGCUGCCCGGCCAGUGCGCGGUCCAGUUCCUCAAGGACCCCAUAUUCAACACGGCGCUCAUCAUAGGCUACUACUGGACGACGCUGGUGGUGCUGUUCGUGCUGUACGGCGGCAUCUACAAGACGGCGUACGACAUGCAGAAGAAGAGCGAGGCCAAGCAGCGCAAGAUGCAGUCGAUGGUGGCGCUGUCGGCGGGCGCCGUCUCCGGCAUGGCGGGUCGCGCCGCGGGCAUCGGCCUCUCCAAGACGCAGAGCACGCUGCUCAGCCAGGACAAGCCCAGCGCCGGGGGCAGCGGGGGCGGCGCCGGGGGCGGGCGCGGGGGCUGCGGGGGCGGCGGACGUACUUUUAUGACAGCUUACCUAACCACUCCUGUGGGUGCAGCCGUCUCCGGGGAUUCGACCUCGUCCCAGAAGACGUCAUCGCAGCGGUGCACCAGCAACAGCCACACGGCCACCACGACCACCACCACGACCGCCGAGACGGCCAGCUUCUCAGCCAAGUCUGUGGCGCCCACCCCAGUCACUGCCAACAACACCAUCGAGGGCGAGCGUUCCUCCAGUCCGGCCUUUGAGUCCGAUGAGGACAGCAGCACCAACAUCGGCCCGCCGCCGACGCCGUGGCGCGGGGCGCAGAACCACCAGCCGAAGCGCUGCUCGCUGGCCAACCUGGUGGUGCAGACUGGCGCCAGCGUGGCGGCGCUGCCCGCCUUCAACGGGCAGGCGUGCGUCGCGCUGUACCCGGUGGGCGGCCGCACGGCGCCGCCCAUGCCGGCCCACCUGUCCGGCCACCCCCAGCAGCCCCAGCAGCAGCCCCAGCAACAGCCCCAGCAGCAGCUGGCGCAGAUACCAGAGGCGUCCUCCGGCGGCGGCUGCAGCCUGCUCGACACGGACAACCCGUCCGCCGUGGCCGAGCUGUCCGUCAGGACGCUGACGCCGCUGCUGUUGGCGCAGCCCGCCGUGGCGCCAGUGCCGGUGGCGCCAGUGCCGCAGCCGCUCACUCCGUCGCCCCAGCAGCAGCUCACUGGCGCCAGUCCCAUCCCGCCGCCUGCUGCCUUCCAGACAGAGCCCCCACGGGCCCGCCCCCGCAGCCUGCUGGUGGCGGCGGCCCAGUCGCUCUGCUCCGCCACCUACGACAUCCUGGUGGGGCUGGACGGAGCAGACCUGCGGUACAUGGACGAGAGCUCCAUCACGGUGCCGUCUCCGGCGUUCGAGUCGCCGCCGACGUCCUCGUCUCUGGGGCUGGCCCACGGGGGCGGCGGCUCCGCCUCCACGGCGCCGCCGUCACCUGUGCACUUCUGCACUUCCGCCCCCGCGCCCACCCCCCAGCUGGGGCAGGCGCCGAGCAUGUCGCUACUGCACGCGGCGCUCACGGAUCCCCCGCCCCCGGCGCCGCCCCCGGAAGCGCCGCCGGUGGCCAAGGUGGAGACGGCGGUGCGCCUCCGCGGCCCCCAGGACGCGGUGACCACCGUGGUGGAGCAGCACCCCGCCGCCCCCGUCGCGACGCUGCCUGGUCACACAGACGUGCAUCUCAAGAACUCUGCCGUUGGCAGCAGUGUGGGCGGCACGACGGUGAUCGCCCGGGAGAGCGGGGGCGGCGGAGGCGGCGGCAGCACUGCGGGCAGCUUCAUCCUCGGGGGCGGCUCGCGUCGCGACUUCGUGCGCAGCAUCGGCAAGCGCUUCAAGGGCGGCGGCAGCAAGCGGCGCUCCAGCAAGAAGGAGUCGUCGGGCCGCCAGAAGUCCAAGUCGGAGAACCGCGCGCGGAAGGCGUUCCGCACCAUCUCCUUCAUCCUGGGGGCGUUCGUCGCCUGCUGGACGCCGUACCACAUCCUGGCGCUCGUCGAGGGCUUCUGCGCGCAGCCGCCCUGCACCAACGAGCACCUCUUCAUGUUCUCCUACUUCCUCUGCUACGCCAACAGCCCCAUGAACCCCUUCUGCUACGCGCUGGCCAACCAGCAGUUCAAGAAGACCUUCACCCGCAUCCUGCGCGGAGAUCUCCACAUGACGUGA
Schistocerca serialis cubense is the source of this 2781-nucleotide messenger RNA. It is a transcript of the gene mAChR-B, whose product is annotated as 5-hydroxytryptamine receptor 2A. Gene Ontology annotation, molecular function: G protein-coupled acetylcholine receptor activity; G protein-coupled serotonin receptor activity. The record is from RefSeq and is a predicted model, not a curated record. NCBI's taxonomy places the organism in Eukaryota, Metazoa, Arthropoda, Insecta, Orthoptera, Acrididae. Gene Ontology annotation, cellular component: dendrite; synapse; membrane. Gene Ontology annotation, biological process: adenylate cyclase-inhibiting G protein-coupled acetylcholine receptor signaling pathway; G protein-coupled receptor signaling pathway, coupled to cyclic nucleotide second messenger; chemical synaptic transmission.